CUGUUUCGAAUCUAUUAAAUAGUCCCACUCAAAACGCCACAAGUUCAAAAUUACAGCUGGAGCCUAUUUCUGUCUCAGAGUCUCUUUGCUGAUGCAGCCCAACAAAAUAAAAGUCCCGCUUAAAUAAAAGUCAUCUUUGUAAUUAAUAACCAUUGUUCAGUUGUUGUCACCCGUGACAUAAACAAACCUACUGUGUCUUUUAAAGGUGCAUCAUUAAAAAAAAAACUGUAUUUUCAUAUUUGUUAAAUCAGUUAACUAAUGUAAAUUCAACCCUAAUGACUGAGUCACAUGAUCUAUAUUAACUAUAAUAACAGGAAAGAGGUAGGGGUUCACUGUGUAACUUGUGAAACUUGUGAACAAUCAUCAGUUGGUUUUGUUUUACAGGGGAGAAGAUGGCACUCUUCCAAAUGAUAGUCUUCUUUUCAUUCUUCUCUUCAGGUCUUAUAUCUGCUGAUGAGUGGUCGAUGACCGUACCUCAAGCUGUGAAGCAAAACGUUGGUGAAGAUGCCGUCCUGCCUUGCAGUUUCACAACUCCGUAUACAAGCUACCAGAAUAUAACCGUAGUUUGGCGCAUCAAAUACCCUUUUGAAGGGCCGAUUAUUUUCAAUUGUUUAAGCACUGAAAACCCGUCAGAUAAUGGACAGAACUGCACAGAAUCUAUUGGACAUUACUCUUUAGCUGGCAACCCGAGAAGCAAGAACAUCAGUCUGAGGAUAAAGAAUGUCUCCUUUUCAGAUAACACACAAUAUUUCUGUCGUUUUGAGUUGAGCAAGAAAGGAGACACCUACGAAACUGGUACUGGAACAAGCUUAAACAUCCAAAUACCACAAACUCUGGAGAGCAUCUACAUACGGACCCUUCCAUCAGGGGAGCAGUUCAUUACAUGUGACGUUAAAGGAAGACCCCCUCCAACUGUAACAUGGAUCGUUCCAGAGAUAACAAGCUCAUCCCUGGUGUCUGUUCAGAGUGACUGGGACCGAGCAUCAUCUUCUAUUCCUGCUAAUCAGUCCAACAUCAACUACACCUGCCAGAUACACGGAGAGACUGGACUGCAGGAUCUGUCUAUUUACUACCAGAAACGUUCCGAGCAAGAGCAGCAAAUCCCUUUUACACUGUUUAUCGUCUUUGUCGUCCUUUCUGGAGCUUUCUUCAUCAGUUCGAUUAUUUUGGCAGUAAUUUACAAAAUAGGUAAGAAACAGGCUUGUGAUUUUUUUAUUUUCCUCUUGGUAACUUGUGUGUGUAUUGUUGCUGCUUGCUGACCGUGAGUCUUAAAAUGUAUACCC
Molecule: messenger RNA, 1283 nt
Organism: Astyanax mexicanus (Mexican tetra)
Lineage: Eukaryota; Metazoa; Chordata; Actinopteri; Characiformes; Acestrorhamphidae
Product: sialic acid-binding Ig-like lectin 15
Exons: 3
Coding region: 393-1259 (288 amino acids)
Biological process (GO): regulation of actin cytoskeleton organization; regulation of osteoclast development; regulation of bone resorption
Cellular component (GO): plasma membrane
Source: RefSeq, a predicted model, not a curated record